Messenger RNA from Prorocentrum cordatum, 5496 nucleotides. The record is from the annotation of a GenBank genome assembly. NCBI's taxonomy places the organism in Eukaryota, Dinophyceae, Prorocentrales, Prorocentraceae.
GGCGCGGCCAAGCAGGCGGCUGAGGAGAAACCCAGCAGCUGCGGCGGCAAGGACGAGGAGGUCCGCCUGGCCCUCCUCCGCCACUUUGGCCCCAGGGAAGGCUGGUCGGCGGCCCUGGUCCAGGACUUCGGGGCCUUGGUGCCCGAGGCCGACGUGCCGCCGCCUGCGAAGCCCUUGGCCGAGCUGUCGCUCCAGGCCCUCCUGGCCAGGGAGGCGAAGGUCAAGGACCAGGUCGGCCGUGCGGAGGCCAUGCUGGCGGCCGUCAAGGAGGAGCAGGAGGCCGUCGCGGCCCGCGUGGCGGAGCAGGAGGGCGUCCUCCAGAAGCGCCGCGACCAGCUGGAGGAGGUGGCCGAGGCGGUGCGCGCCAGGAAGCGCGCCGACCUGGCGCAGCACGCAGCGCCGUCGCCCAUGGAGGUGGGCGAGCCUGAGGAGACGGGCGACCUGGGCAAGGCGCUGCUCAAGCGCCUCGAGGGCCUCGAAGCGGAGCGGGAGCGGGUGCUACUGCUCGGGAAGGAGGGCGGCGCCUUGCUCGCGAUGGCCGCGGAGGCCCGCUGCCUCGUGGAGAAGCUCGCCGCCGCCGACGCCCGUGCCCGCGAGGCAGCGGCGGCUGAGCGGGCCCGCGCGGCUGCUGCUGGCCCCGAGCUCGACGGGCUCGAUGCCGUGUUCGACGAGGCGGCGGACGCGGUGGAGCUGGUGUCGGCCAACACCACCGCGUGGGGCUCGGCGCAGUCGCUGGUCGAGUGGCUGCACGACGGCGAGGGGCGGCUGCCUAAGGUGCUCUGCCUCCAGGAGCGCCGCCUCGAGGGCAAGCAGGCAGCGCUGGCGACGGGCCCUGGGCCGUUGGAGAGCUCGGGAGGUUUGGCUGUGGCCGCGCUGCGGCCGUCGGCGGCCGCCGCUGCGCCAGGGCUCCCAGCCCAUCGGUUCCAGGUGUGCGAGGUGAACCUGGGAUUCAGGGGGCCGUGCCGUGCCAUCUCGUCCUACUUCAUCACGAAGAUAGGCAGGGCGAAGGAGAACAUCGGGCUCCUGGCCGCGCUGCACGAGUGCGUGGGGCAGCUGGAGUCGCCGUGGAUUGUGAUGGGCGACUGGAACAUGGAGCCUGAGGACGUCCGUGAGUGGGCGCGCAGCGUGGGCGCUGCGCUCGUCGCCCCAGGGAAGCCGACCUGCGGCUCGAAGGUCUUCGACUUCGCUGUCGUCAGCAAGGUCCUCACGGGCUUCGUGGAGACGGUGGAGGUGCUGCUGCAGGCGCCGACGAGGGGCCGCGUGCCGCUGAAGGUGGUGCUCCGUGGCGUAGGGCCAGCGGCGAGGGUGCAGCGGCCGCUUUGCCCUGCUGCUCUCCCGCUGCCGCUGCCACCGCCAGUAAGGCCAGCGCCACGUGAGCGUGCCUUCUCGGCCUGGAGUCCAGGCGGCGAGCAGUCGCUCAAGGUUGGCUGCCAGGAGUGGUUCGAGGUGGUGGAGGCCUACCUGAUCGACCUCCGCGAGAUCGUGCCGCCCAGCCGCUGGAAAGGGCGCGCAGGCGGGCUGCGCGCGCAGAGGGUCAAGAUGGAGGUGGCCUGGAAACAGGACCUCAAGAGGAGUGCCGGCGCUGCUUGCAGACGCUGGAUGUCGUUCGCGGCGGCGUGCUCCCGCUGGCGCGCGCUGCAGGAGGCGGCGCCAGGAGGUCGCUGCACGGCGCCGCUGCGCAAGCAGCGCCAGGUGCUGCAGGCGUUCGAGCUCGAGUGGCCAGAGGAAGGCCCGCUCGCAGGGCUGUCGGUCGCCCGCGUGGUGGGCCUGCUCAGCUCCUCAUCGUGCAAGCUGACGGUGCAGUUCGUCCAGGGGGAGGCGAGGCGGCGCUGGAUGCAGGACAAGCAGCAGAGGGCUGCUGAGUGGCGCUCCUGGGCCCAGGCUGCGGCCGCCGAGAGGGGCGGCUCGGCGGCCUGCCGCUUCAUCAAGCAGGUCACGGUGCUGCCCACGGUGGUGCACGCGGGCGCAGACGGUGACGACGGCCCGCGCAUGCUUGUAGCGGGCGAGGCCGCGGUGGCUGCGCCGCUGAAGGCGUGGCAGCCUCUCUGGAUCAAGCCGUCGCGCGCUGGCGAGGUGGCGCCCGAGGACUGGGGCAUCCAGGAGUCGGUGCUGCCGCCGCUGGAGCUCGAGGACCUGGGGCGGGUCCUGGGCACCUACCGCGAGGGGUGCGGCCUCGGGUGGGAUAGGCUCCACCCGAAGCAGCUGCUGCGCCUCCCGCGGUCUUACAGGCAGCGCUUCCUGGAGCUCCUCAUGGCCUGGGGGCGGGGGCCCACGCGGGAGGCGCUGUGGCAGCUGAUCGUGGUGUUCAUACCCAAGGCUACUGGAGGCCAGCGGCCGAUCGGCCUCGCGGCCAUCUGGUUGAGGGUCUGGAGCAGGAUGCGGCAGCCGCUGGUGGCCCGCUGGGAGGCCUCGUUGCAGAACCCCGCCUUCUGGGGCGCGUCGGAGUGCCCGUGCGAGCGCGCGGGGGUGGUGCGCAACCUCCUGGCGGCCUUUGCUCGCAGCAGGGGCCUCUCGGCGGCCACAGGAGUCACCGACCUGGCGAAGUUCUACGAGCGCGUCGGCCAUGAGGAGCUGCGCGUGCAGGCGGUCGCCGCGGGAUUCCCGCUCGCGCUGCUGCGGUGCUACUGCGUGUCGUACUGCACGCAGCGUCGCGUGUCGUGGUGCGGCUCGGUCUCCAAGCCGUUCGAGGCGAACGGCGCCAUUGUGGCGGGAUGCAGCGGGGCGGUCGGGCUGGCCAAGCUGCUGGUGCACACCCUCUUCGUGAAGAUUGUGCGCGAGAGCCCUGUGGUUCGCCUGCAGAACGUCGUCGGCGACGUGUUGCUGCAGGCGGUCGGCGGCGAGGCUCAGGUGGUGCAGCAGCUACCCAGGGCCAUGGCUGCCCUCAUAGAGGGCCUGGUCGCCAAGGGGCUGGUCAUCUCGGAGGCGAAGACGGGCUACCUGGUGAACAGCGAGGACCUGGGCGACGCGCUGGACGGCUGCUGGGCGCAUGGGCCGCUGGCCCGCUGGACAGGUGCCCGCUGCCUCGGAGGCGACGCCACCGACGGGCGCUGGAGGCGCGUGGGCGAGCAGGGCGCGCGGCUCGGCCGCGCGGCGGCGGUCAGUGCGCGGGCGCGCCUGCUGCGCAGUGCCGGUGCGCAGGUGGGCCACAUCCAGAGGGGGGGGCCCGCAGCCGCCGCCGUCUGGGGCUCCGCGGUGACGCGCCUCGCCUGCGGGAAGCUGCAUGGCCUGCGGGUCGCCGCCGUGCGCGCGGAGGGCAGGCUGCCCAUGGGGGCCAGCGUUGGCCUGCGGCUGCGGGCGCAGCACGGCGCCGCCUACCGCGACCCCUUCGUGGUGCACGCGGUGGAGGUGGCGCGCUCCUGGGGCAUGACGCUGGAGACGGGCCUGCCCAGCGCCGCGGUGGUGCAGGAGUGCUGGCUCGGGGCGCAAGGCCUGCUGGACCUUCGCCGCCCCUGGGGGCAGUGCCGCGACCCUGCACAGGCGCGUGCGCUGGCGCUGAGGCGGGUCGUCUGCGAGAUGGUGGCCUACAGUGCCGUCGUCGAUUGGCAGGCGCGGGUCUUCUCGUUAGAGUUCUACUCGCCAGGCAUGCUGGUGCAGGUGGUGCGCACGUCGGCGUUGCUGGCCUCGGAUGUGCUCGCGCUGCAGCGGCUGCGCGGGCCUGGCGCCUGGGCAUGGCCUGUGAACUGGAAGGGGCUGGAGCGCCUCCUUCACGCGAGCCGCCGCCCCGAGGAGCAGGCCUCCGCCGAGGCCGCCCAUGGCGCAGGCUGCCAGGGGCCCGCGCCGCCGCCGCCGCUUUGGCAGGCCCGCCACAGGCGUGCGCUCGUGGCGGUCCUCGGUGGCUCCCACUGGCCGCAGGAGCGCCUCUGGAAGGAGGGCGAGGCGCGCGACGGCCUCUGCCGCCUUUGUGGAGGUCGUGGCACGCUGCGGCACAGGGCCCUCGAGUGCGACGCCUGGCAGCCGCUGCGGCGGGGCGCGUGCUCGCCUGAGCUGCUGGAGGGGGCACGGCUGGUGGCGCAGCGCGGGGGCGCCGCGGCGGAGCUCUUCGCGCGUGCGCGCUGCCCCGGCCCUGCCCUAGCCUUCCCCGCGGCGGCAGACGCUGCGCUCGCGGCCCCGCGCUGGUUCGGCGCGCCGCCUGGCUCGAAGUUCGCGGGCAGGGUCUACGUGGGCGGCAGCGCCAGGUUCCCUGCGCUGCGAGGGGCCCGCCGCGCUGGCUGGGCGGUGGUGCAGAUCGGCCUCAGCGGGGAGGUCAUCGGCGGGAUGCACGGCAUCGCCCCGCGGAUGUACGGACCCGAGCAGGAGGCCAGGGACGGUGAGGAGUACGCGUUCCACAUGCUGGCCCAGUUCUGGCAGCCGUCGGACGACGGCUCGGGCCUCGAGGUCCUCUGCGACUGUGCGGGCACGGUCGGCCUGGCGCUCUCGCGGGGCAGGGCCCUCGCGCCGCUGCAGGCGCGCCGCCACCUGUGGCAGGAGUGGUGGGCAGGGCCUGGCCCGUCGGCCACAGUGCGCAAGGUCAAGGCGCACAAGGCGCUCGCUGCGGCGCCCUCCUGGGAGGAGGAGCUCAUGAUCAAAGGCAACAGGGCAGCUGACCUGUGGGCCAAGAGAGGCGCCGCCCUGUGGCCGAUCGACGCGGAGCUGGUCUGGUUCCUCCAGGCGUGCGCCUGGCGUGUGGAGGAGCUUGGGCGCUGGGUCGGCGAGCUGGCCGCCGCCGCGGUGGACCGCGAGAAGCUGGACUCCGACGGGGUGGUGGGCGCGGCCGACCUCGUCUAUGACGUCCCGCAGGCGGCGCUGGACGCGGCGGAGCUGGCCGACGCGGAGGUGGCUGCGUCGGCGCUCGAGGCCGAGCUCGAGCACGGCCAGGCGCCUGCUGCUGCUGCUGCUGCUGCUGCUGGGGCCGCUGCGGGCGCGGAGCUCGGCCAGCCGCCCGCCGCCGCCGCAGGGGCCGCCGCCGUCGAGCUCGUGGAUGCAGCUGCGGCUGCCCCCGGGCUGCAGGCAGCUGUGGCUGGGGCAGGCGUGGCGCGGGAGGUGCGCGGGCACUGCGUCGUCUUCUCGCGCCUUGAGAACGGUGACGGGGCCAUGGCCUGGUGCCUGAAGUGCGGCUGCCGCUUCUGGAAGAGGCCCCCUCCUGCAGGGACUGGCCUGCUGGGCAGCUGCGGGGGGCGGCCCGCCCCUGGCGAGCGGGCGGCGGAGGCGAGGCGGCUCCUGAUGCGCCUGCAGGAGCCGAAGAGCAAGGCUCGGCUCCUGGCCCCGCAGGCGCCCACGGAGGAGGAGCAGGCGCGGCUCGCGGCGGUGCUCCACGGCGGCGCUGGCGCGGCGGGCGGCGCUGGGGCCCCCGCUGGGGCUGGGCGGCCGCCGCGCUGGGGGCUGCGGCCCGCCGUGGCGGACGCCUGGCAGGCGGCCGCGCUCCGCGGCUUCGCCUCGCCCGCCGCCGCGGCACGCUGGGCGCGGGCGCGCGUGGCGGCAGGCUGGGAGUCGCCCUUCGGCGACGGCGGCGCGGCGUAA